AUGCUUUCAUUCGCUUCUCCCAGCUGGCAAACAGGAAUCCUAGCACAGAACCCGCAAAAGGGACUCUUGGCGUCCGGCAAGGCGCGAUUGGCUUCACUUAUUGUGCCGCGAUUAUACCUCUCCGACUAUUUCACCGCACAUGACGAGAAGGAACUAAUUCGACUUAACAUCACCCAUGUUGUCAGUGUCAUCGACAGAGUCCCCUCCAUCCCCAACUGCAUUGCGGACGACCACAGAAUGCAUAUCUCGGUUGCAGACCGUUCGGAUGCUGAUAUCCUCCAAUACCUGACACAAGCAACAGCUUUCAUUGUGGCCGCACUAGAGCAAAACGAUGACAACAAUGUCCUGGUCCAUUGUUUCCAAGGCGUCAGUCGCAGUGCGACUAUAGUCUGCGCCUAUCUCGUCGCUACAACUUCUAUGGAUUCGUUUGAAGCCGUCGGCUAUGUACAGGCAAAGCGUCCCAUUGUGUGCCCCAACCUAGGUUUUCGCCGGCAACUCCAACGGUGGAGUGCCGAAAACUAUGGGCAAGUGGUCAGAGAAGGAAGGAUUGCAAAGUUGGCUGGCAGUUUCGUGGAAACAUUCAAAGAAUUGAAAGCCAAAGCAGGCGGACAGUCUUCGACAACCAAGUUACACCCGAGACUGAAACCUGACCCAUGA
Mycena indigotica is the source of this 657-nucleotide messenger RNA. RefSeq lists its product as uncharacterized. The coding region runs from base 1 to 657 and encodes 218 amino acids. The transcript is spliced from 2 exons. Gene Ontology annotation, biological process: protein dephosphorylation. NCBI's taxonomy places the organism in Eukaryota, Fungi, Basidiomycota, Agaricomycetes, Agaricales, Mycenaceae. Gene Ontology annotation, molecular function: protein tyrosine/serine/threonine phosphatase activity. The record is from RefSeq and is a predicted model, not a curated record. Gene Ontology annotation, cellular component: cytosol.